Cyprinus carpio (common carp) is the source of this 1217-nucleotide messenger RNA. It is a transcript of the gene foxg1d, whose product is annotated as forkhead box G1d. Lineage: Eukaryota; Metazoa; Chordata; Actinopteri; Cypriniformes; Cyprinidae. The transcript has a single exon. The record is from RefSeq and is a predicted model, not a curated record. Gene Ontology annotation, biological process: regulation of transcription by RNA polymerase II. Gene Ontology annotation, cellular component: nucleus. The coding region runs from base 84 to 899 and encodes 271 amino acids. Gene Ontology annotation, molecular function: DNA-binding transcription factor activity; sequence-specific double-stranded DNA binding.
UUUUCCAAUUCUGACUCUUCUCUUUCCGAGAGCUUUUCCUGACCGCGCCUGGCGCUUGUUUUUCAAGAGUUUGAUAAAGCGACAUGGCUCAGACUCGAAAGCCGAGUUCCUUCAGUAUCAGGAGUCUGCUGCUUCCGUCCAGGAGCGAGCAGCUUCCGCCACCGGAUCCGCAGCGAGCUGAAGAGAGCGACCCCGCGGAGAAAGACGAAGAACCGAGCGACAAGCCGCCCUUCAGCUACAACGCGCUGAUUAUGAUGGCAAUCACACAGAGCCCCGAGAAGAGACUGACGCUGAACGGAAUCUACGAGUUCAUCACGAGGAACUUCCCGUUCUACCGGGAGCACAAGCAGGGCUGGCAGAACUCCAUCCGCCACAACCUGAGUCUCAACAAAUGUUUCGUAAAAGUGCCAAGGCAUUAUGAUGACCCCGGGAAAGGCAGCUACUGGAUGCUGGACCCCUCAAGUGACGACGUGUUCAUCGGAGGAACGACGGGCAAACUCCGGAGACGCUCGACCAGCGCCGGAGCAAAGCUGGCCAUCAGACGAGGACUGCGGCUUCCCCCGCUGGGUUUGGGAAUAGACGACACGGCACAUAAUCCUCGAUACUGGCAAAUAUCGCCUUUGUUAUCGUUACACCAUCCGCAUUACAGCGGAGCGCCGCAUGGGUUUCUGACCCACGGUCUCGGUCACGGUUCUUUCGCGCCUGGAACCGAGCCACGGCCCGCUCCCGGGAGCUCUCGCGGUGUGACGAACUCUCACGGGAUGGGGUCCGUGCCGUCAGGCUACUUGCGUCCACCGGCGUUCAGCUGUCAGCAGACGAGCACCGCUCUGUCGUUCUCACCCGCCGUUUCCAGCGCAGCGCUGUCCCACAGAGACAGAGUCUCUCCGGAUGCGUUCUGAACUGAUGGGGAACGGGAUUAAACUGCGGUGAAAUCAUACAAUCCUGGACUGAAUGUUUCCACGCAGUCUUACAUCAGAUCGUGUACUGAUUCGCAGAAAUUGUCUCAGGACACGCUCGGGUUUGAAGUGUUUAUAAUACGCGGUUUCGUGUGCUCGGAAGCGCGAGCGUUCUUACCUUUGGGUGAAAAUGAGCACAUAAUGCGACUUAACUCCGCACUAUUUAUGUGCUGUUCGAUGCCGAGUUAAUUUAUAUGAUAUUUCUGAAGUGUAACUGAUGUCAUGUAUCCAUCCAGGAUCUAUUAAUCAGUCCUGCUGGGA